AUGGCGUUGAUCUCAUCGCAGUUCACGCUGAAGUGGGUGGAGGUGCGCAAGCAGAUUGACUUCAAGGCGUUUCGCCCAGGGAAGCAGUUGCUGGCGAGGAAUCCCAAGAUCUCCGUGGUUGCAUCAAAGGCAAAGCUGAUCGACACGCUGCGCAGUUAUGAGCGCGUUGCACAGCGCACAACGGCCACAAAGCUAAAGAUGGCAGACUUCUUUCCGCAAUCCUUCAAGGUCGACGAUCUCAGUGAACGACGGGAGUUCUUUGCUGCUGUGAAGAAGGAUCCCAAGGCUGUGUGGAUCUGCAAGCCCACGGGCAUGAACCAAGGAAAAGGUAUAUUUAUCGUCAAGGACGCGCAGCAGUUUGUGGCCGAGCUGAAGGAGGAAAGCGCACGGUUGCGGCAAGGAAGACAGAGGCCAAAGAUGGCGAGGGUGGUGCAACGAUAUCUACAGCGCCCGCUGCUGCUGCAGAGGCGAAAGUUUGACAUACGCGCAUACAUGCUCAUCGCGUGGACGCAGCCGUUCCUCGUGUACUUCCACCAUGGGUACCUGCGACUGAGCCUUUCGGAGUACAGCGCAGACAGCUUUGAUGACACCGCAGCGCACCUCACCAACCAGUACCAGCAGAAGCGCGUUGAGGGCUUUGCUGACCGCAAGCAGGACAGCAUGUGGAGCAUGGACCAGUUUGUCGAAUACCUUGCAACGGAGGAGGGUCGCUCAGCGGUUGCGGAGGGAGCACGGCACAAGCUCGACGGCCCCGCCGCACGCCCUGGCGAUGGUGGUGGUGGUCGUGGCAGUGGUGGUGAUCGGGCUGACACCAGCAACAACGACGGCGACAGCAGCAGCAGCAGCAGCCAUGAUGAUGGUGAUGCACGGCAGCAGGGCGAGAGCGCACUAGCUGGGGCGCGGCACUGGGUCAACCAUGUCCUCACGGAUCGCAUGAAGGCCAUUAUGACCCAUGCUUUCCUCAGUGCGCGCCCUCACCUGGACCGCAGCCCAGGGCUGUUUGACCUGCUUGGCUUUGAUUUCAUGAUCGAUGACGAGCUCAACGCAUGGCUGAUUGAGAUCAACGUGAACCCAGCCCUGCACACCACGUGCAAGCCAUGCCAGGACCUUUUGCCCGGCAUGAUUCGCACGGUUGUGGACAUGGAGCUUGACCUGUUUCAGCAGUACACCAAGUCAAAGGCACCCGUUCGCCCCCCAGCAGACACCGGUGACUUCAGCCUCAUUCACAAGGGCAAGCGGUGA
Molecule: messenger RNA, 1242 nt
Organism: Salpingoeca rosetta
Lineage: Eukaryota; Choanoflagellata; Craspedida; Salpingoecidae
Exons: 6
Coding region: 1-1242 (413 amino acids)
Biological process (GO): protein modification process
Source: RefSeq, a predicted model, not a curated record